This is a messenger RNA of Dovyalis caffra, 349 nucleotides long. NCBI's taxonomy places the organism in Eukaryota, Viridiplantae, Streptophyta, Magnoliopsida, Malpighiales, Salicaceae. The record is from the annotation of a GenBank genome assembly.
UGCCUCGUCUCAUGACCAGAAUCAAAAGCUUGUUGGAACGGAUAGCUUUAUUAACCAAGACAUUCAUUCAUUAGAUAGGACUCCCUUGAUAAAAUCUCUUCCCUCAUUUCAAUCCGAGCACCACUCUAAUUUUGAGCGUACAAAACCUAAUGGCCGGAGAAGGAGACCAAUGACCAAUAAGCAUCUUAUAAGAUUAAUGGUGGGUUACCCCGUCAAUUAUAAUCUACCAAACCAUGUCUAUAAUGCAUUUGUGGAGGGAAAGGAAAAACUCAAACGUUUCAUAAUGUAUGUGGACAUGCAAAUAUUAAAAGAUAGACUAUAUUGUCAAUCUAAUUCGAUAAAUGAUAAA